Molecule: messenger RNA, 275 nt
Organism: Dentiscutata erythropus
Lineage: Eukaryota; Fungi; Glomeromycota; Glomeromycetes; Diversisporales; Gigasporaceae
Source: the annotation of a GenBank genome assembly
CAAAUAUUACUACAAAUAAUUUAAAUGAAGUAGUGAAUGAAAUAAAUGAAAAUUCAAUUUCUGAUAAAUCAGAUACCAAAGAAUCUGAUAUUGAUUAUAGAGAUUAUGGAAUAUGUGAAAAUGUGGAAAUAAAAAUACAGACAAGUGAAACAAAGAUGUCUGAUGUAAUUAUGUCAGAAAUCAAAAAAAAAUGGUUAGUUGGUUUAUUUGCUUCUGCUGGAAAUCCAAUUACUCAGUAUCAGUUAUUCAAUAUCCAAAGCUUAAAGAGAAAAUAG